AUUUCGUAUUGAUGCAGCCAUACGAUAAUGAUGUUCUUAUCUUGCACUGACUAUCGGAGUUAUGGCAAGCUCAUAAAUUAUAAAAAAACCCAAUAUCAAUUUUCAACUUUGCCUAUAAUGUAAUUGCUAUCUUUUAUCACAUGUGAAUAGUUGUAUUGACUUGAUGGAUUCAUGUUCGGUUGAUGGUUACUUAAAAUUAGAAUGCAUUAAUAUUAAUUCGCUUCCCAUUAAAUUCGUUCUUGUUGACCUUGAAAAAAAAUAUAAUAAAUUAAUGUUUGAAUAAAGUUAUCUUUGGAUUCGGAUCAUAUCUGAGUAGGCUUAUUGUGCGGCUUGUACAAAGCUCGAGUGUAACUACAAAGAGUGAGGGAUCUCUACCACUAUUAAGAUGAUUAGGAAGGAGGAAAUGAGAACAGCAGUGUUGAAUAAAAUUAAGUAUCAAUCGAAAAUAUCUGAUUUGAAAAUUUCUUGCUACCUGGCUGCCUUCAACGCUAUCUCGAAAGAAGCACCUCUUCUUCCAAAUCCCAAAGAAUGUAUAGGAAAAACGCCACUGAAAGAAGCUUUAGAAGAGAUAAAUGACACCAUACCAAACAUUUCGUUACUUAGAUUCUACUUGGAGAAGCCUGAUGUUUUCGAACUGCAUACAGAUACACUUACAUUGCUGCACUGGCUUCUUGUCAGACUUCACGAGCCACAUUUAGUGAUCCUCAGAGAACUAGAGGAUGUUGUGCUAGAUUGUGAUUACGAAAAAAUAGUAAAUAAAGUUACCGGAGACCGGAUGAAAAAGCCUGAUUUAACCUUGAAGUUCAAUUAUUGCCCAAUGUCUACAGUGAAUGUCAAUUGGAAAAGUAAGGUUAGGAACAAGAAGACGCAUUAUGGAUACACACCAGUGAGGUUGCAAGACUUGCACUCCGUCAUCCACAGAGGUCCGAAGGGACUCGAGAACAAAGGGUGCCUAGGAUACGGCCUCACACUCUGCUCCGAGCUUCGCUACGCCAUAGAAAAUGCAGAAGAGUAUUGGGUUUGGGGGAAAAGUAGUUUGGCCUCCAAGUUAUCAGCUGUAUUGGCAGUGGAGUUCGUUGAUUCUUCCCAUGCUGUACUGAGGCUGGCACGAAGUCAACCCGUCUAUUUUAUUAUUUCAGAACCAGAGUUUGCGAGAAUAAGAUAUCUCCUCCUUUGGAUUAAGAGCCCUCCAGCGAAAUUACCAAUCUUGCAGAAAUGUUUGACAAUCGAUAUGGGAGUCCAUCAAAGAAUACUUACCAACAUGCUUCUCAUAUUGAUAUUUCUUCUAUUGCCCAAACGUAGCCCAACGUUCCUUCAGAAAGGUAUUGAGAGAACAUUUUCACUGUUGAAAGAUCGUUUUUUUCAUCAUAAUCAAUGAUUAUCUUUGUACAAUAAAAGUCUAUUCUUCUAAAGAGGUAUUAA
This is a messenger RNA of Nezara viridula (southern green stink bug), 1422 nucleotides long. The record is from the annotation of a GenBank genome assembly. Lineage: Eukaryota; Metazoa; Arthropoda; Insecta; Hemiptera; Pentatomidae.